Messenger RNA from Candidula unifasciata, 1218 nucleotides. NCBI's taxonomy places the organism in Eukaryota, Metazoa, Mollusca, Gastropoda, Stylommatophora, Geomitridae. The record is from the annotation of a GenBank genome assembly.
AUGCCACCCAUGGCAACCUCAGCAUCCAAACGCAAGUGGUCAGAUGUGUUUGGGGAUCGGGAGAUCUACGACAAGCAGUCUAUUAUGGAUCUGUGCACUUCCAAGCUGCGUUACGUCAAUCCUGCUCGGCCUCCUCGCCGGCGCACUGAAGUGCCACUUCUUCGUAAUGUUUUAAUUGUUAACACAAUGAAGCAUCUGUCUGCAGAAAUGAAGAUAGACAAGCCUAUGGAGUACAGCAGCGAGGACUUGUGUGUGGACCCGGGACACUUUGAAGGUUUGCCUCCCUUAUCUGAGCUGUUGACUGACAUUAUGCUGGACCCACAGCCCAAUGAUCAACAGCAACAAGCAGUGGGUUCAUUUGGUUGGACUGGGACAGUGGGUUCCACCUACUCUAGCCUGACUCCAUUGGAACCCAGUAUCAGCUCAUAUAUGGAUGCUGCCGACUCUAGCACCGAGCUGGGAGAGGAGAAAAUUGUUCAUGACUUAUUGCCUUGUACAAGUGUUGUUGGCAUCGAUCAAAUACAGCAUUCGUGGCGCUCACCAAAUGAUUCCCUCCAGCACUCAUCCACAUGGCAGGUUCCAAAUAGUUCAUGUCAUCAUCAUCCUCAUUCACCUGUGUGGAAUGUCUCAAAUGACUCUAGUGUGCUAGACUGUUUUCUCUCCAGUGCCUCCCUCCAGCCAUCAUCCAGUGAUUCAGUCGAUGCUUUGACAUCUGAAUUAGCAUUCCAAUCAUCGAGCAGCCCCCUGCCAGCAUUCAGCUCACUGUUCGAAUCCCCACAGAAUCCAUCAUUCACUGAAUUGUUACAGACAUCUGCAUUAUCAGGCCCUUCCUCGGCUUUUAUCUCCACGGGCACAUGUUUUUCAGGCGCAUCUUCCCUUAAUUCACUCCCAACUGUCAGCAGUGCCUCGGCAGACGAUAUUGUAGGGAAUGUUAACCUAACGGAAACUGAACUGGAGUUCCUGGCAAUGACAUUCUCCGCCAAGCUGCCACUGUCCUUUGAAGAUCUUGUUCAUGCUUUACCACAGACCUCGUUAUUGCAGCAGACGUCUCAGCCUUCACAGACAUUCUGUGUGCCUUCAUCAUUACAAGGCAGUGUUAGUUCUAGUUGUGACAGUGCCUCAAAUGCCAUCAACCAGUGUGCCAGCUAUUGCCGUAGUGACCAGCCUCCUGCAAAUGCUGAUGACAGUGGUAUGGUUCGAGUUCUUGUCAAUCUCUGA